Cladophialophora psammophila CBS 110553 is the source of this 1167-nucleotide messenger RNA. RefSeq lists its product as uncharacterized. The coding region runs from base 1 to 1167 and encodes 388 amino acids. The record is from RefSeq and is a predicted model, not a curated record. NCBI's taxonomy places the organism in Eukaryota, Fungi, Ascomycota, Eurotiomycetes, Chaetothyriales, Herpotrichiellaceae. The transcript is spliced from 2 exons.
AUGUCGUUCUCCAGCGUCCCGAUCCUGGAUCUGUCUCUCGCGCGAGACCCGGCGACGAAAGCGCAAUUCCUCGUUGAUCUCCGCCAUGCACUGCUUGAGGUUGGUUUCCUGUACAUCAAAAACACGGGCAUCCCGCCGGCGCUGGUCGACGAGGUCAUUACGCUGGGGAAAUCCUUCUUUGACCUCCCCGAAGAGAAGAAGCUCGAAAUCGAAAUGAAGAACGCGCCCUCGUUUCUCGGCUACAACAAGCUCGGCAUGGAGAUCACACGCUUCAAGACGGAUUGGCGCGAACAGAUUGACUUGUCGACGCCGCAUCCGAUCCCGGGCCCAAACGAUCCGUUGUACAGGAACCUGUUGGCGCCGAACCAGUGGCCCGAUCCCAGCGCCCUGCCGCGGUUCAGGGAGGUGUACGAGGACUAUAUGUCGCGGAUGGGCGAUAUGAGCAUAGAAUUCACGGGCCUGAUCGCCGAGGCCAUCGGUCUACCGCCAGACGCGUUUGCGCAGUUCUUCGACGAGGCACAGCAGCAUAAAUUAAAGAUUGUCAAGUAUCCCGACUUGGAGGAGCUGGGCGUGGAAGGGGAAGCGCAAGGCGUGGGGCCCCAUAAGGACAGUAUGCUCACGAGCUACCUCUUGCAAGCGAGCCAUCACCGUGGACUGCAGGUGCAGAAUGCAGAAGGGAAAUGGGUAGACUGUCCGCCCAUUGACGGGACAUUUGUAGUUGCGAUCGGACAGGGGAUGGAGGCACUCACUCAGGGCGUCUGUCAGUCGACGACACACAGAGUGCAGAGUCCGCCUCGAGGGUCUGGUGCAAGGUACAGUAUCCCGUUCUUCCAGGGCGUCAGCUAUGACGCGACGUUCGAGAGCAUGGACGUGCCGGACUCGGUGAAGCAAUUAAGACGGGACAUCCUGGCGAAGAGGGGCGGCCAGAGACUGGACGACAUCGAGUUUACAUUUAUCAAGGGCAUGUGGAGCCGGCUGGGCGAGGCGACCCUGAUGAACAGGAUUAAGAGCCACCCGGACGUGGGUGAGAGAUGGUACCCUGAACUGCUGAAAAAGAUCCACGCCGACCAGGCCGAGGAAGCAGCCAAGUUUGCUGCCGCCGAGGCAGCAGCAGCGACCAAGUCGACGUCGAUUCCAGCGCAGCCGCAAUCCAUACAGGCACAUUAA